Messenger RNA from Ilex paraguariensis (yerba mate), 513 nucleotides. Lineage: Eukaryota; Viridiplantae; Streptophyta; Magnoliopsida; Aquifoliales; Aquifoliaceae. The record is from the annotation of a GenBank genome assembly.
AUGGGACACGACUAUAAUGUGAGAAGAGGAAGUCCUGAUCCGUUGGAGAGGGCUAUUUCCAAAAAUUAUUUGAAUGAAGCUGAGCUUGAAUCUGUGCUUAAGACCAUUGAGGCCUUCCCUCCAAUCGUUUUCGCCGAUGAGGCGAGGAGUUUGGAGGAAAAGCUUGCUGAUGCGGCGUUGGGGAAUGCUUUUCUGUUGCAAGGAGGGCUUUGUGCCGAGAGUUUCAAGGAGUUCAGUGCUAAUAAUAUUCGUGACACUUUCAAAAUUAUUCUUCAGAUGAGCGUUGUUCUCAUGUUUGGUGGACAAAUGCCUAUUAUUAAGGUGGGAAGAAUGGCGGGUCAGUUUGCCAAGCUGAGAUCAGAUCCAUUGGAGGAGAAGAAUGGAGUGAAGCUGUCAAGUUACAAGGGAGACAAUAUCAAUGGUGAUGCUUUUAAUGAGAAAUUGAGAAUUCCGGACCCUCAAAGGAUGAUAAGGGCUUAUUGCUUUGCUGCGGCAACUCUAAACCUUUCUUAG